This is a messenger RNA of Rhincodon typus (whale shark), 1949 nucleotides long. Its product is annotated as NGFI-A-binding protein 1-like. Gene Ontology annotation, biological process: negative regulation of DNA-templated transcription. Bases 280 to 1152 code for a protein of 290 amino acids. Gene Ontology annotation, molecular function: transcription factor binding; transcription coregulator activity. The transcript has 3 exons. The record is from RefSeq and is a predicted model, not a curated record. Gene Ontology annotation, cellular component: nucleus. Lineage: Eukaryota; Metazoa; Chordata; Chondrichthyes; Orectolobiformes; Rhincodontidae.
AGUCCGGGCCAGGAGUUGUCUCCUCCGCCUCCCUCCCUCCUCUCUCUCUCUCUCACACACACACACACACACACACAGUUCCCCCCACCCACCCCGGGAAGAUUGGCGCGGUCAGAGUGAGGCAGUCCCUCUCCUGACUGAACUGUCCUGACUGGGACAGACACACAGAGAAAGUUCUCACUGGGUUCCAGAUAACACACACACACACAGAAACACAGAGACGGAAGACAAGCUCAGGAAGGCCGGCAGCGUACACUGCACCAGGUGUUGCAUUUUGACAUGGCAGCUUCUUUACCAAGGACCCUUGGUGAAUUGCAACUUUAUCGUAUUCUACAGCGAGCAAAUCUGUUGUCUUAUUAUGAUGCGUUCAUUCAGCAAGGGGGAGAUGAUGUGCAGCAGCUCUGUGAGGCAGGGGAGGAGGAAUUCCUGGAAAUCAUGGCCCUGGUGGGCAUGGCUAGCAAACCCCUUCAUGUUAGGAGGUUGCAAAAAGCUUUGAGAGACUGGGUGACAAAUCCUUCCAUCUUCAAUCAACCCCUGAACACUCUUCCAGUCAGCAGCAUCCCACUGUACAAAAUACCUGAGGGCUCAACUGCUUUUCCUGGGUCAAAUGUUAACAGUCAUGAAAGAACCAGUAACCUUCGGGAAGCUCCUGUAAAGUUUCCAAAAUGUUUGUCUGUGAUGUGUGGUCAGGGGGUAGGACCUAACAAGUCUGGCAUAGCAGUGAAUUCACCGCUGCAAGUAUGCAGUGAACCACGAUUCUGGCAAGGACAUUCCACUACCGAGAGUGAACAGAGUCUUUCUCCUGCUGAUCCUGCAUCGCCAUCUUCACCAAAAGAAAACGGUGAAACUCUUGAUACUGCUGCAGUCAUUGCAAUUACAGAAUCUGUUGAUCGUUUGAUUCAAGGCAUUCCAAAAACAGACAGAAAUGAAGUUAAAGAAUUUUUAAAAACUAAUAAGAAGUUAGCAAAAAUGAUUAGUCACAUCUUUGACAUGGCUGAUGGUGACCCUCACAAAGAAGAAGAAAUCCGGAAAUAUAGCGCGAUAUAUGGUCGGUUUGAUUCCAAAAGGAAGGAUGGAAAGCAUCUGACCCUUCAUGAGAAAAAAGGCUGUCCUGUUAACUAUUGUGCCAUCUUGCCUUGGAAACAUAAUUGAAGUUGGGUUAAAACAGAAAGUGGUGAAAGUACUCAGCAGGUCUGGAGGCUUCGGUGGAGAGAGAAGCAGUGCUAAGACGUCCGGCUGGCAACCUUUCAUCUGAAGUGUUAACUUUGUUUCUGUCUUCAUGAUGCUGUCAGAUCUAUUAGGGCAUUCUAGAAGGUGCAAUAUUUAGCUGUUAUGUUAUGGGCAUGUUAUGAGCUGUAAUUUUAGUGUUAUGUUGUUUGCUUUUAUUUUAAUUCAUUUAUUUGAACAAAAACGAUUUUUUUUUCUUGAACUCUGUGUUGAAAGGCUUUUAAUUAAAAUUUUGUUUCUUUAAGCAUUUUUCUUGCUACCUUUCCUUCCUUACCUUGAAUGUAAUUGAAAUCUUAUUUGGCCAUGCCAUCUACCCUGUUAUUUAAUCCAGUGAAUAUAUCAAGACUUUAAAGUUGAGUUUUGCUGACUAUUUGUACAAAAGGCUCAUUACACUUUAGCCCAGCAUGUUCUCCUGUCAGAGGGGUAAUGGACAGCAAUUGAAAAAAUGUAAGUGCAGUGGUGUUUCUUUUCCCUGUCCCACUACUAAUGGUUAAUAAAAAAGCUUACAUUUGUAUAAUAGUUCAUUUUUCUCAGAAACGUUUCAAUAUACUUAAAACUCAAUCAGUUAUUAUUGUUGUAGUAGCCCUUUACCACAGCCCCAGCUGAGACCCACUGACUCAUUAUAGGCUGGGAAUUUAAUCUUUCUGCUCAGUAUGAGUCCGCUACUUGCUUUUCAACCAGCUGAUCCAUUAAAAUAGCUUUGCAACUCAUAAUUUGGCCUU